Molecule: messenger RNA, 1554 nt
Organism: Peronospora belbahrii
Lineage: Eukaryota; Oomycota; Peronosporomycetes; Peronosporales; Peronosporaceae
Source: the annotation of a GenBank genome assembly
AUGCGCACCGCCUUGCAGCUCUCUCAUCGUUUGCGCUUGCCCGUCGCACGUCUUGCUCGUUUGCAUUCCACUGCGCCUGCUUCACUUGCUGCAUCAUGGGACCGUCCCUUCCCCUCGAUUCUAAUUACCGCUGAGGGAGUGUCUGCCCAGGGCUCAUUUGCUGAGGCGCAAGUUAAUUACUUGAAGCCUGAUAUGCAAGUAGUUGAGGAACUGGAUGCGCUGCUACACGAGAAGAAGAUGGGAAUUGUCGCGCACUUUUACAUGGACCCGGAGCUCCAGGGAAUCCUAUCGUCGUUAUCCUGGCCGCACACAUUCAUUGCCGACUCGUUGGCAAUGGGAGAAGCUGCAGCAAAGAUGGUCAAGGAGGGUGUCCAGUCGGUGGCUGUGCUAGGUGUUGAUUUUAUGUCGGAGAGUGUGCGUGCAAACUUGGACUCGAAUAAUUUUGAGCACAUCCCGGUGUAUCGUCUGGCAGAGCAGAAGAUUGGCUGCAGCUUGGCUGAGUCGGCUGAAAAGCAGGCGUAUCUCGCGUAUUUGCAAAAGGCUGCCAAGAUGUCUAAUAGCUUACACAUUGUGUACAUUAACACGUCGCUGCGUAGCAAGGCUUUUGCUCAUGAUUUGGUGCCGACGAUUACUUGCACGUCCUCGAACGUGGUGCAGACGGUAUUGCAGGCGUUUGCACAGGUUCCAGACAUUAAUGUUUGGUAUGGACCCGACACGUACAUGGGUGAGAACUUGCAGCAAAUGUUUGAACACAUUGCGCAGCUUCCGGAUGAAAAGAUCUUUCAAAUUCAUCCGCAACACAACCAGAGGACCAUUGCUCAGUUGCUCACGCGGUUCGACUAUUUUAAAGAAGGUAACUGCGUCGUGCACCAUAUGUUUGGAGACAAGGUGUCACAACGUGUUCGUGACGAAUAUGGCUAUGCCUAUUACACGGCUCACUUUGAAGUGCCUGGUGAAAUGUUUACGCUGGCGAUGGAGGCGCAGAAUAAGGGUCGUGGUGUUGUUGGCUCUACGUCAAACAUCCUCAACUUCAUUAAGGCCAAGACGGUGGAGGCACUGAAAAAUCAGUCUGUUGAAAAGCUUAGUUUCGUGCUAGGAACAGAGGCUGGUAUGAUCACAGCUAUCGUGCGAGGCGUACAGGAGCUGCUGAAUGUGCGACAAGGUGGUGUGAAGCCAGAGGUUGAAAUCAUUUUCCCCGUGUCGGCAGAUGCUGUUGCUAAGGAAGGUGAUGAGCUGGUUCCUGGUGUUGCUGGUGGUGAAGGAUGCUCCUCUGCGGGUGGCUGUGCCACGUGCCCGUUUAUGAAAAUGAACGACAUCGAUGCUUUGUUUCGCGUGGUCGAAGGCGUGUCUGCGAGCUCGAACGGUUCCGAUACUUUGGCAAAGUUUCAUCCACAGAAAUACAGCGAGCUCAUCCGGGGAAAGACCGUUACGGACGUUGGCGUGCAACCUAUUUUGCAUAUGAAAUCUUUUAUGGAUGGACAGAAGUUUUCGGACUCGCUGGUAAAAGAUAUUCAAUUGCGGGUACCUGGUGCAGGUUGUCCUGAGCAACCGUAG